AUCGCUGAACGCUGAGCGCCCGAUUGAUUUUCUGGUGUGGUUUUGUUAAGGUGUUUUAAAUAAAACAUGGGUUGCGAUGGAGGGACUAUUCCUCGUCGAGACGAAUUGGUGAAACUGAAAAAGAAACCAGAACAGAAAGACAAGGAGUCGGAAAGACAAUAUCGCUGGAAACAUUGUGCUUUAACACAGCUAAGCUUGCAAACCCCAAUCGUCAUGUGCGCUUUAGGAAGAUUAUAUUCCAAACAAAGUGUUAUUGAAGCAUUAUUGGAUAGAGAAAAGAUGCCAGAAUCGUGCAGACAUAUCAAAACACUAAAGGAUAUUAAAAACCUUAACCUUACUCCAAACCCAGCCUACGACGAAACAAGAGGUGGCCAAAGUUCCCCGUUUAUCUGUGCAUUGAGUGGGCUAGAAAUGAGUGGACUUUUCCGCUUUAUAGCCCUUUGGACUUGUGGAUGUGUUUUUUCGGAAAGAGCUCUUAAAGCCAUAAAAGACAAAUCUUGUCCAGUCUGCCAGGUAGCGUUCAUCGAUGAUGACAUAAUUAUCCUGAAUGGAUCUGAGGAAGAAGUUGGACAAAUGCAUUCGAAGCUGCAGGCUCGUGAUGCACGUUUGAAAUUGGAAAAGAAAAUUAAGUCAGAGAAAAGAAUGAAAUCAGCGUCAACUUCAACUUUCACUCUGGCUGGAUCAUCAACUUCAAGAGCGACAAGUUCCAGUUCAGAUAACACACAUGCAAAUCUGACUACAAAUAAUGAAGAAAUAUGUAAAACUGUCGCUAUUGGCAGGCCAACUACCUUGAACAAACGAGCACUAAUUAGCGAUAAAAUAGGAGAGGAUCCAGUGUACAAGAAGUCUAAGGAUGAUUACAGCGUUGCCAAAGAUCCUAAGGCAUCCAAAGUGUACAAAUCAUUGUUUACUUCGCACGAGAGUGAAAAAGAUCAAAAACGUGCGCACUGGGUAACGUACAACCCUUUUUACAAUUAAUUUCGGUUCAAAAGGUGUAAUGAUUUUGUCUACUUUUAAAAAAUCUCUCGCGGAUCUGUUAGCGGAAAGCCUAUAGUUGCAAUUUCAUUUCGAUUAAGAUUUGCUUGUACUUGUGUGUUGAGUGUUUUCUUUGGAUUGUAGGCGCAAUUUUUAUAUCUUCGUUAGUGUUGUAUUUUCUGUUACAAGGGUAUUUACGAAAACUCUAAAACUCUAAACUCUAGAAAUAUGAAUUAAUUUCUUCAUAAUAAUUUAACUGCAACUGUUACUCCUGCAGUUGUACGGCACGUGGCCGAUACCUACCUACGCAGCAAUUAGUAUUUAAGAGGGCGCUCGCGGCCGCUCAUCCUCUUUUUAUGUCUCUUCCCGUUUCACCUUUCGAUCUGUUCGAAGAGCACCUCGGCCUCCAGGCAACGGGCCCUUUUAUUUGGCCAACACUUGAUAUGCGAAAUAAACUUUUCAUUUGGUGAAGGCGCUUAGGGCAAUUCCGGCAAUUCUAAAAGCGACUAUAUUGGAUUAUAUGUAACCCUACCACUUAAUUGUAAAGAGAUAAUCUAAAUCUAGAUCUUAUUUCAUCAGUUUAACGAUUCGUAAGUAAAUUCAUUAGAAUAUUCGCAAAAAUAUAAAUUCUCUAUGAUAUUAA
Messenger RNA from Anopheles aquasalis, 1618 nucleotides. RefSeq names its product replication termination factor 2. The record is from RefSeq and is a predicted model, not a curated record. Gene Ontology annotation, cellular component: nucleus. Gene Ontology annotation, biological process: mitotic DNA replication termination. Lineage: Eukaryota; Metazoa; Arthropoda; Insecta; Diptera; Culicidae.